Molecule: messenger RNA, 2448 nt
Organism: Drosophila albomicans
Lineage: Eukaryota; Metazoa; Arthropoda; Insecta; Diptera; Drosophilidae
Gene: Cp110
Product: GATA zinc finger domain-containing protein 10
Exons: 5
Coding region: 91-2244 (717 amino acids)
Biological process (GO): centriole replication; regulation of cytokinesis; centrosome duplication
Cellular component (GO): centriole
Molecular function (GO): protein binding
Source: RefSeq, a predicted model, not a curated record
UUUUUUUUUUUUUUUUGAGUUUUUUGUUUUUGUUAUUUUGAGUUUGAAUUUGGGUUUGUGUUGGUUGGGGCAAGAACAAAAUUUCAAAUUAUGGAUAUGGAGAACGAAGCGAGUUGGGCGAUGGAUCAGUUGCGUGCCGCAAAUAAAGCAAGCGAUGAAGGCAAAUUUCUUGCGAAGCAACAACAACAAUACGUGUCACAGUUUCGCAUCGAUGGACAGCCAAUUUUGCCGCCACUCAUGACAGCGGACAGACGUCAGCAAAUGUGGCAAUUAAAGCAGCGCGCCUUGCAGCUGGAGGCCAAGUACAAGCAGCAGGCGCAGUGCGACACAAGCAGCAGCAGCAACACGAGCAGCAUGAGCACCGUGCAACGCAUCUUGCCACAGCAGCAACGUUUGCAACAGACGCCAACUUAUAUCUAUGACAGCACGCAACAGGAUGCGUUGCUUGAGACGCCACGGAGCAGGCCGCAAACGUUGCAGCUGAAGAGUGGCAGCAGCAAUAGCAGCAACAACAGCUGUGGCAGCAACAAGAACUGUGGCAGCAACACGAACUGUGGCAUUCCCAGCAUAUGCGUGAAUCCGCCAACGCCACUCGAACCCAAUCCCAGUCUGAGUCCCAGUGCCAAUGCCAGUCGGUUGCAGCUUGGCCACACACGUCGCAAGCUGAACAACAUCACGAGUCGCAUCAUGCGCUUUGAGCGUCAGGCGGACAACGAGGCGUUGCCGUUGCAAGUGCUGUGGCAAGACAAACGCAUGCUGCGCUCCAGCACAAGUCCGGCGUUGUUGCUGCCCCAACCCGAAGCCAGUGGGCAGCAAAUGCAACGUUCGCGCUCCUUUACGCUGGACGAACCAUCGCCGGCACUUUUGGCGCACAUGCAACGCGUGGGGCAACAGCAAAUGGAGCAGGAGCAACAGCAACAACAGCAGCAGCAACAGCAAGUGGCAACAACUGUGACAGCAACUUCGCCACGCAAUCCACGCCUGGUGCAUGCCACACAAAGUUUGGCGCACCUGCGACGCGACACCAUCGAAUCGAAGGCGAAGCAAGUGCAACGCAGCGCCAGCAGCAGCCUCGUCUCUGCCACAACAACAUCGCCAGCAACAUCGCGACGCUGCGGCGGCAACAGUCCGCAACGAUCGCUGCAACAGCAGCAACAAUAUCUCAAGCAGCUGCUGCAACGCGCUCUCCACGAGGCAGACGAUGUGUGCGACGAGCAGUCGCAACAGGAGCGCAAACACUUGACGCUGGCCAAGCGUCAGAUGUUCAAGGACAUUAAGUUGGCGCAUCGCGAUCGCUUCCAGCAGCUGGUCCAAUAUCAGCACGAGGAGCAGCGACGCAUGCAGGCAGAAUUCGAUCGUCAGCAAAAGUUUCUCAUCGAACAGAUUUGUGCCGACAUCAAUGUCGCCGUCUACGCCAAUGAAUCCACAAGCCCACAAGCUGCGACGGCUGCUCCCACAUCCUCGGCCUCGGCGUGCACAAGCACCGCUGAUCUGUCACCCAAUUGCACGUCGACAGCGAGGAAGCGACUCUUCGAUGGCGCCGACACUGAAUCCGAUGUGCCAUCGGAGAUGCUGCCCCUGGACAGCGUUGCCACAACCAAGUCGCAACCUACAGCAAAUCACAACAACAACAGCAACAACAACAGCAGCAACAGUAGCGUAAGCAACAAAAGCAAAUUGAAGAAGUCGCAGCAGCUGCAGCAGCAACGCAAGCUGCCGAGUCCAGUGCCCAAGACGCCGCCAGCGAGAAGAGUCAUCAACAAGACAACGACAUCCUCAGUGGGCAGAACAAAGCCUCAGCAGCAGCAGCAGCAGACGACGACGACGACGUCGCUCUCAAAGACGCGUCGCGCAGCGUCGCCAAGUCGUCAGUCGCUGCCAACAGCAGCAUCUCAACAGCGUCGUGAGGAGGCUGCAACGUUACUUUGUGCCGUAACACGAGGAUUCCUGGUGCGUCGUCUGUUCCGGACUGAGCAAGUGCAGCGGAUUGUGCAAACCAUACGCGACACUCUCAUCUUUGUGCUCAAUCUGCACAUGGAGACGACGAUUGGUGGCAUCGAUCAGGAGGAGCCAGCCAACAUACGGCUCAAAGCACGAUUGCUGCAGCAGCUUUGCUCAGCCAGUCGCACGCUGCACUUGAUCUUCUUCCAGACGAGCAUCAAGGAACGCAUGGAGAUCAUUGCGCGGGAUCGCAAACGCAUCAAGACCAAGUUGAUGGCCCUUCAUGUUAAGCAACGUCACUAAACAACAACAACAACAACACAGAUUCGCCCAGCCAAUUGCCUGCCCCAAUUUACUCAAUUCAAUCACAAUAAUAAAACGAAACAAACAAAAAAAUAACUAAAAAUAGCAAAGAUUUCAUAUUUUAUAAUUCACAAACUAAAAAAAAUAUCGUAACCAGAAAUGAUUCCCAAAUUAAAGAAGCACUUGCAAUUGGAUUUAACUAUA